AUGCUCUCACGUGUUGCUGCAGUGCAGGCACCCCGCACACACAACCGUCGCCGCGUGACCGGAUCCAGCGGAAGGAGGAGGGAAGGAAGAGAGAGUGAGACACAGAGGCCCAACAUGUCCCGACAUGUGUUUGCUUCCGCGGUGCUGCUUCUCCUUGUGAUGUGCUGCGGCACUGGUGGAGCUGCAGCCGUUGUGGAGGGUAAUUCCGGGGAUGCGCAGCUGCUUCAAUGGGUCGAUAUUUUUGUGCCGGAAAAGACGCAGGUGCUGUCGAAAGAGGGGUUUAAAAGUGAAGUGAAGAAAGCAUUUGCUGCGACUUCUCUUGUCAGUGCUGGUGGAGUAAUGGCUGUCUUUGCUGAAGGCUUGUUCGUUUAUAAAGUCCAUGGAGAGGACUUGUUUGGGAUUAAGCCUUACGAAAUUGUGGCCGGGUACAUCAAGGCUGCGGAGUCGUGGCCGUCCAUUGUCGCCGAGGUCAAUGCUAGUACAUGGAGGGCACACACCGUGCUUGGCAGUAGGAAUGACGAUAAUCGUUUGUGUUAUUUGUACGGGCCCACAGCAGUUGCAAAGGACAAUAAGGUGUUUCUACUUGUGGGAAGCGACACUACAAGAUAUGACAAUGUUAAUAAUGAUGGUGGGAUGUGGGUGAAAGAUGGCUGGGACAUUCAACUAGUUGAGGGUGUGGCCACGCAGUCCACGGACGGCGUGCAGAGUAAACUGAUCAGCUGGGGUGAACCCAAGUCGCUUUUAAAACAUAUACCCAAUCAAACUCAAUAUCAGCUGAUGCAACUUUAUGCUGCUGGUGGUUCAGGCAUUGUGAUGCAGAAUGGCACGCUUGUGUUUCCCCUGGUGGUGAAUGGGGAAAAUUACCCUUUUUCCUCGAUCACUUAUUCGACGGACAACGGCAACAACUGGGUGUUCCCAGAGAGCAUUUCUCCUUGGGAAUGCCUUGAUCCCCGCAUCACCGAAUGGGAGACGGGACAAAUUCUCAUGAUCGUUGAAUGUUUUAAUGGCCAGAGUGUGCUCGAGUCGCGUGACAUGGGGAAAACGUGGACGGAGGCCAUCGGGACACUCUCAGGCGUGUGGGUCAGGCCACAACCAGGAGUUCGUCUAUACAAAAUUUUUCGUGUGGGAGCCCUCAUCACCGCGACCAUUGAGGGUGUGAAGGUCAUGUUGUACACUCAGCGAGGGUACGCCUCGGGGGAGAAAGAGGCCAAUGCGCUCUACCUUUGGGUGACGGACAACAACCGCACGUUUUCUGUUGGACCGGUUGCCAUGGAUAAUAACUUGGAACGUUUCCACGCCCUGCUGUACUCGGAUGGUGCCUUGCACCUUUUAAAGGAGGGUCUCAAUGAAAAAGGCAGUGCCAUUUCACUUGCCCGCCUGACGGAGGAGCUGAAGACGAUCAAGUCCAUUCUCAGUACCUGGGCGCAGCUGGAUUCCUCGUUCUCUGAGUCGUCCACACCCACGACGGGUCUGGUGGCGGUAUUGUCCGAUGAGGCCAACGAUGGCACGUGGACCGACGAUUACCGCUGCGUGAAUGCAAGCGUGACGAAGGCAGCGAAGGUAAAAAAUGGGUUCAACUUCACGGGGCCUGGGUCCAUGGCAAUAUGGCCCGUGAACAGCCGGGAGGAUAAUAAUCAGUACGGCUUUGUGAACUACGAUUUUACUGUUGUGGCGACGGUGACCAUCCACCAGGCUCCGAGUGAGAGCACUUCUUUGCUGGCUGCGGGUCUGGGGGACGGCGCCGGCAAGAAGAUCAUUGGGUUGUCGUACAGCGUGAGUAAAACGUGGGAUACGGUGUUUUAUGGGACAACAAAAGCACAGAAAAACACUUGGGAGCCUGGGAGAGAAUACCAGGUGGCGCUCAUGCUGCAGGACGGCAACAAGGGCUCCGUGUACGUUGAUGGUGUGAUUGUGGGGAGCCCAGAGACGAUAACAACACUUGAGACGCGUGGGGCUGAAGUCACUCAUUUCUACUUUGGGGGCGACGAGGGAGACAGCGACAGCAAUGUGACGGUGACGAACGUCUUUUUGUACAAUCGUCCACUGAAUCCCACUGAAAUGCGUGCGAUCAAGGGAAGGGCACCCGUUUCGACAAGAGGUCCGGAAACCCAAGUGGAGGGAAUGGCCACCACAGAGCAUGUGGCCGCGGUGCCUGGCCCAGUGGAAUUACCAGCAGCACCGGGGAGGACUACUAUGGAAAGAGCUACAACCACAGAACAUGCGGCUGCGGUAAGCUUUACCUCUGCUGGGAGCGGAAUGCAGCCGCUACUUUUUCUGCUCGGGCUGUGGGGCUUUGCGGCUGCGUGA
Molecule: messenger RNA, 2307 nt
Organism: Trypanosoma cruzi
Lineage: Eukaryota; Euglenozoa; Kinetoplastea; Trypanosomatida; Trypanosomatidae
Product: trans-sialidase, putative
Exons: 1
Coding region: 1-2307 (768 amino acids)
Biological process (GO): ganglioside catabolic process; oligosaccharide catabolic process
Cellular component (GO): intracellular membrane-bounded organelle; cytoplasm; membrane
Molecular function (GO): exo-alpha-sialidase activity
Source: RefSeq, a predicted model, not a curated record